UCUCCUCCGCCCCGCCUGGUUUUUUGCUAGUUUGAUGGGACCCAUUUCUAACUGUGGGUUGACUGGCGUCAUUUGCCCUAGGAACUCCGGGUUUGCUCCGCUCCCUGGAGUACUGUAGCAGCUUCCGGCGAUAGUUUGGAAGCUGGCGUUGGGUGCAGGUGUCUGAGGAGUUUGGAGCUGCCGGUUCAGGAUGUGGUGCGCGAGCCCAGCCGCAAUGGUGGCCUUUUGCGCCUGGCUCUGGGUCUCUAACCUGGUGCCGACACAGGGCCAGGAGGCUGGGGGGCGCACGGGGGCCGACUGUGAAGUAUGUGAAGAAUUCUUGAACCGGUUCUACAACUCAUUGAUAGCCAGAGGAAUUAAUUUUUCUUUGGACACCAUAGAAAAAGAAUUGAUCAGCUUUUGCUUGGGCGUCAAAGGAAAAGAAAACCGCCUGUGCUACUACCUAGGAGCAACCAAAGAUGCAGCCACCAAGAUCCUAAGCGAGGUCACCCGCCCAAUGAGUGUGCACAUGCCUGCAGUGAAGAUCUGCGAGAAGCUCAGGAAGAUGGACAGCCAAAUCUGUGAGCUGAAAUAUGAAAAGAAAUUAGACUUAGCAUCGGUGGACCUGUGGAAGAUGAGAGUGGCAGAGCUGAAACAGAUACUGUACAGCUGGGGAGAGGAGUGCCGCGCCUGCGCGGAGAAAGCCGACUACGUGAAUCUGAUCCGAGACCUGGCGCCCAAGUAUGCAGCAACGCCCCGGAAGACAGAGCUCUGACCCUCCAACUUUGGUGCACCGGGGACUGUAAUUAUACAUAGAAUGGCUGUCCAGGAUACGGGCCUGUUGGUUAAGAGUAACUAGGUAUUGCUCUGUGUGCGGUCUCAUACAUUUUGUUUUGGUAGUACACUUUGGUACUGGUUGCUUAGGUUUGUAAGUAAAACUGUUAGUAUUAGUGGUAGCUUACAUUUUCACUGUACCAAAACUUAUAGGUGCCUUUCUCAUAAUUUUCUUGUAAGGACUGGGUAAAUGAUCAUUGGCUCCCUCCUAAAACUGGGAAAAGAGAACUACUGAAAAACUGACUGAGUCAAUUGAUUCCGAGAAGGAGGAGAGCGCUCAGAGGCGCCUCUUCGGGCACUAAUACUUCAUUCAGUAGAUUGGAUUAGGACAAAAAGAACAAUGCUUAGCAUAUUAACUCCUGGCGUAACCAAAAGUGUUUUUUUUUAUUUUAAAGUAAACUGCAUUUUCAACUGCAAAUCACUCUACUUUUGAGCUCUCUGUGGUAUCAGAAAUGAGAGGUCAAGAGGUAACUACUUGAAACUAGUGUCUUGCAUAAGAAGAAAACGUAUUUGAAACCUAUUUAAACAUACUUAAAGAAAAUAGGUGAAGGAUCCACUCACGGAUAGCCAGUGUUUUAGCAAAUUGUAUCAAUACUCACAAGGCUAAGUGAGCAAAGCUCAAGGCUUUCUGCAUGCCUUCCCAUCACACAGUAGAUUAGCUUUUGACAACGGAUUAAAAGACACUCAGGGCACAGGCAGGCAACAUGGGGCUUUAUGGUUCCUAGUGCUGUCUUAUCAGCUUUCAACCGUAAAAUCAUUUUUGGCUCCAUUUUCUGGCCAAAUAUGAGUAAGACCAGACUGUAGGAGUGGCUGCCUCUGUGUGGCAAGUGGAAACAGGGAAUGAAAACUCGAGGGCACUUUCUGGGGGUGAUGGGACCUCCUCAACCUUCAUGGUGGUCACAUGGGUGAGUAUCAUUGUCAAAUAUCUGUUAGUACAGUGAAGAUCUGGGUAUCGAUUGUGUGUAAAUUAUAUCUAAAAUGCUGCUGUAGAAAAGUUAUUUGAAAAUUAAAUAAAAUUAAUUGAUUAAAAACUUCUUAGGCAUUCAAAGAAUUGCAAUUACUAACUAGGUGUCCUUUUGGGGAGUGGAGGAGAAAUUUUCCAGACUGAAAGUAUACAUUGGAAGUGUUAUUUUAAUUUUCAAAAUGCCACCCACACAAACAAAAUUUCAGUUGAGUAGUUGGGAAUGUAACCAGACUUGUAAGAGAAUUAGUGGUUAGUAACUUAAAAAUGAGAAUAAAAAAGCUUUGGUGUAAUAAAUAGCCAAAAGGGUUAUUGGUUUUGGAUUUUGGCAGCUUUAUCAUUAUGUGUAAAGUACCCUACGUAAUUAUGAAUCGUAUCUUUAAAAUGCCUAAAUUUAGGUUUUUAUAUUUGUUUGUUUUGCUUUUUAUAAACUUAUGCUUGUUUUUCUUUAGUGCACUUUGAACCAUUGAGAAAGUUGUCAUUUGAAAACAGUAUGUCUGAUGUCUAACCUCAAAAUCAGGUCAUAUUUCUCAGUGUGGUUUUUUUUUCCCAGAAUAUACAUCUAGGCAAUAAGAACACUGCCCAGCAGGUCAUUGAAAUUCAUGAUAUUUAGUCUGCUUUUCCAAAGGGCAUUUAUUCUAAGUCAGAGCUACUCAAACUUCUCAAACUGUGCAUACAAAUCACCCAGGAUCUUGUUAAAAUGUGGAUCUGGAAUCAGUAGGUUUGGGAGGGGCCUGAGCCUCUGUAUUACUAACAAGCCCCAAGUGAUAUCCAGCCUGCUCUUCCGGGGACCACACUUUGAGUAUCGAGGGCCUGAAUCUUGGGUCCUGUGAUUGAUUUUUUCCCUUCUACUUGUCCCAAUCAGUUAGGUUUAUGAUAGAGCUGAAUAUAACCAUAACAACAAAAAACAAACAAAAAUAAAACCACAAGCAUUGAUUCUUUCAAGUAAAAUAAUUCCAGAGGUAGCCAGUCCAGAGUAAAUGUGGCAGUCCCACAAACUUAUUGAGGACUCCCUUUUCUUUUUGCUUCAUAUCCUAGUGGUGGGUUCCAUUCUUACCCAUGGCCCAGUUGGCUGCUGGAAUUUUUUGUUCCAGAAGGGAGAAGGCAUUAAAAAACCUGCCCCUGUGUACUGAGCCAGCCACUUUAGGGGAGCCUUCCUCCUCUCUCUCCCCUUUCUCCUCCCAUUCAUCUCCACCCACUCAUAAUUCAAUAUCCCACUCAAUCAUCUGCCUAUAUGUCACUGACCAGAACUUAAUCACAUACCAAAUGUAGCUGCAAGGGAGUUCGGGAAAUAACAUCCUUUGGUUGGAUCCAUUGCUACCAAAUCCCCCUCCCCCAAAUCAGGAAAAAGGGAGAAAUAGUUUUGGGCCGCAAGGUACCUCUGUUACAUGGUACCAAUUUUUCUUUCCCACGAAUCUUAGUUGUAAUUUCUGGUUGCUAUACCCUAAAUAACUCUUUCCCCUCCUUGCUAUUUGCUUCAUUCAUAAAUGUAAGCAGUUAGGUCUUUUCUUCAUUUUUGGUUUGUCAAGAAGUAGCUACCGUUUUUCUAUUUCAUUUUCAUUUUAAAUCUUUCUCUUUGUCAUGUGUGUAUGCUUUUUUGUUGUUGUUGUAUCUUAACCCCAAAUGCAUAAGCACACAUGGUUUAGAAGUCAGACAUUCUGACAGAAGGGACAAAGCUCUGGGCGAAACUUUCAUUUAAACAGUAGUGGUCUGGGCAGACGUCCUUCCCGAUCUACUCUGGAUUUCUACAAUGUCAAGCAGUUGGCUCUUUACUCUGCUUCCUAAAUACACAUGGGAGACUAGAUAGAACAUUUAGAGCACAGCUUAAAACUUGUGGUUUUUAUCUGAGUGUGGAUAUCUGUAUUCUACUGAAGAGUGUUAAAUUUAAAACAAACCAGCUUGGCAUAUAGGACAAGAAAAUAUUUGACUAUCAGAUCCUUAAAACCAGCAGAGCAUUUUGUGAUCCAGAGGCCCCCCUCUGUGGGUUCGAGCAGUUCUUGAUAAGUGACUUUUCUAAGCACAUGUCCAAGUUUAUCCACUGCCUGUCAUUUGGAAGAAGUGAUUGUCAGGUGUCCACUCUUUUACAGUGUGCUUGAAAUAAAAUAAUUCCACCAAGAGAGAAAUGAAAAUAGAAUGAGUAGUAUGUAGUAUUAUGUCUUCUGUGUGCUUUUCACUGGCAAAAUUUUGAGAAUUUGGGAUUGUGCAGGCACCCAUGGUGUUGAAUUUCUAAAACUCACCAGGAUUUAAAUUAAAAUUUUGG
Messenger RNA from Artibeus jamaicensis (Jamaican fruit-eating bat), 4034 nucleotides. It is a transcript of the gene CDNF, whose product is annotated as cerebral dopamine neurotrophic factor. NCBI's taxonomy places the organism in Eukaryota, Metazoa, Chordata, Mammalia, Chiroptera, Phyllostomidae. The record is from RefSeq and is a predicted model, not a curated record. Bases 191 to 754 code for a protein of 187 amino acids. Gene Ontology annotation, biological process: neuron projection development; dopaminergic neuron differentiation. The transcript is spliced from 4 exons. Gene Ontology annotation, cellular component: endoplasmic reticulum.